Molecule: messenger RNA, 403 nt
Organism: Plectropomus leopardus (leopard coralgrouper)
Lineage: Eukaryota; Metazoa; Chordata; Actinopteri; Perciformes; Serranidae
Source: RefSeq, a predicted model, not a curated record
GCUCCAUAGAGUUACGUCUCAACGACAUGGUGCGAGCUGCGAAGUCAUCCACCAAGUGCACGAUUGACAUGGCGAAGGAUCGGGCCAGCCCUCGAUUCUCCAUCUUCCGCGCCAAGAAGAUGAAGGGCUGGUGGCCGCUGACCCGCCUGAAGACUGCCGAGGACUUCGAGAAGGAGGAGAAGGAGAAGGAGGAGGCCAAGAAGAAGGGGAAGAAGAAGAAGAAGAAAAAGGACAAGAGGAGCAAGAUGAAAAAGGAGGACAUCGAGUAUACCGACAGCCUCGGCAACACUUACCUGCUCAUGGGGAAGGUGGAGGCAGAGCUACAGCUGGUGACGUUGGAGCAGGCGGAGGCUAACCCUGUUGGACGAGCCCGCAAGGAGCCGGAGCCUCUGGACAAACCAAA